Brienomyrus brachyistius is the source of this 3063-nucleotide messenger RNA. RefSeq names its product cytochrome P450 2J2-like. Gene Ontology annotation, molecular function: oxidoreductase activity, acting on paired donors, with incorporation or reduction of molecular oxygen, reduced flavin or flavoprotein as one donor, and incorporation of one atom of oxygen; iron ion binding; heme binding. Gene Ontology annotation, biological process: xenobiotic metabolic process. Gene Ontology annotation, cellular component: intracellular membrane-bounded organelle; cytoplasm. The transcript has 9 exons. The record is from RefSeq and is a predicted model, not a curated record. The coding region runs from base 364 to 1860 and encodes 498 amino acids. Lineage: Eukaryota; Metazoa; Chordata; Actinopteri; Osteoglossiformes; Mormyridae.
UCCUCUGUUUUCUUCUGGCUUUCUUUAUUUAAUUUCCUUCCUCUUUUUUCCUGUUCUCUAUCUCUCUCUGGUAAUGAAUUCUGUGUCCUUAGUAGUUGGGUUGCACUUUAACCCCCUUCCUUUCACAGUGAAAUUAUUUACUAAACUCUCUCUCUCUAUGUAUCUCUCUCUCUAUCGCAUAAACAAGUAUUUCACGGUAGUGCGCAAGUAGUUUGAGGGUGUGCAAAUGUCUUAGUGUAUUUCACCCUAAUCGCUGGCAAUACACUGGCAUGAUAUUGUGAAAUUACAGGAUCAACACGGAGUUUUUUUUUCCAGUGAUCUUCAGUGUUUCCUUCGCCUGCAGCCCCAUUUAUCCCAUAAGCAAUGACUGCAACCUCUGUGCUUUGGAUUCUUGAAUGGCUCGAUCUCGGAAGUAUUUUUUCGUUUUUUGCUGUGUUUUUUAUACUUGGCGCCUUAAUAAGACAGAAAGGCCCUAAAAAUUACCCCCCAGGACCCUGGCCGUUACCUUUUGUUGGCAAUUUAUUUUCCCUCGAUUCGUCAAAAAUCCACCUUCAGUUUGCCGAGCUUUCCAAGCAAUAUGGAAACAUCUUCAGUCUUCGUUUGGGACAAAACAUCGUUGUUGUGAACGGUUUUAAACUUGUGAAAGAAGCCCUAGUUCAACGCGGGGAAAACUUUGUAGAUCGUCCAAAGACGCCUUUAUUUGAAGAUAUUGUGCAUAACCAAGGUCUGGUGAUCUCCAGUGGCUACCUGUGGAAACAACAAAGGAGGUUUGCUCUCUCAACCCUGAAGAACUUUGGACUGGGCAAAAAGAGCCUUGAGUCCUCCAUUCAGCUGGAGAGCACAUUCCUGAAUGAGGUCAUAGUCAAUACACAAGGCCAACCAUUUGACCCUCAGUUCACCGUGAACAAUGCCGUCUCCAACGUCAUCUGCUGCCUGGUGUUUGGGGAUCGCUUUGACUACAAUGACAGCUACUUCCGAACUCUGCUGAAGAUGAUCAAUGAAGCUCUUUAUUUAGAAGGAAGUAUUUGGGCUCAGAUGUAUAAUAUCUUCCCCUGGUUGAUGCGGAGAAUCCCUGGUCCCCACAAGAAAAUACUGUCACACUGGGAAACUGUGGUCUCUUUUAUCCGACUAAAAAUUAAAGAGCACCAGGAAGACUGGGACCCAUCAUCUCCGAGAGACUAUAUAGACAGCUUCCUGUCGGAGAUGGAAAAGUGGAAAGAUGAUGUUGAUGCCGGUUUUAAUGAGGAGAACUUAUGUUACUGUGCUUUGGAUCUGUUUGCUGCUGGAAGUGAAACUACAUCUACUACGCUGUACUGGGGCUUGUUGUUCAUGAUCAAAUAUCCAGACAUACAAGAGAAGGUGCAGGCUGAGAUAGACAGUGUGGUUGGACGGUCACGUCAGCCCAGCAUGGCGGACAGGCUGAACAUGCCGUACACUGACGCUGUCAUCCAUGAGAUACAGAGGAUGGGCAACAUUGUACCACUGAAUGUUGUACAUUCAGCCACAAAAGACACCGAGCUGGGUGGAUACACAAUUCCAAAGGGAACGAUGCUGAUGGGGACAUUAGACUCUGUGCUCUUUGAUGAGACUGAAUGGGAGACUCCCUUCACCUUCAAUCCUGGACAUUUCCUGGAUGCAGAGGGGAAGUUCAGGAGGAGAGAUGCCUUCCUGCCCUUUUCAGCUGGGAAGAGAGUGUGCCUGGGGGAGCAGCUGGCUCGGAUGGAGCUCUUCCUGUUCUUCACCUCCCUUCUCCAGCACUUCACCUUCUCUCCACCACCAGGGAUGGAGCCCAGUCUGGAGUUCAAACUGGGGGUCACCCGCAGCCCCAAACCCUACAAGCUGUGUGCCACCCCCCGCUAAUUUAUGUUGGAAAUAAAUCACUAACAGUUAAGUUUCUCAUAACCUUCCAUGUCACUGUACUUUAGGUGUGAUACACCUGAUAUUUCAAGAGUCAAGAUUUUGACCUUUUAUAUAAUUAAUUUAAUUUCACAAUUUAUUUGUUGAUUUUGAAAACUGCCGAUAGUGUGCGAUUGGAUGUGUGUGAGAACUGGCAUCCCAUCCAAGGAAUCUCCCUUGUGCUUACUGGGUUCCAAGCCCCCCUACGAUGCUUCAUAGGAGCAGUAGGUUGGAAGGUUGAUGGAUGGAUGGAUUUUCAAAACUGUAAAUGAUGAUGGCAAAGGAUGAAGACUCAUUUUCUCUCUGGUCAUUCUGUCAUCCUUUUUGAUUUUGUUCUUUACCCAGAUUAAGAUAUGUAGAAAUAAAGUUUGCAGUCCAGCUUUUUUGCCAUUGUUAAAAUAGGUAAGCGAUUCAUCAUCUUUGCAUUAAUCACCUCAUAUGGCAACACUUUCUGAAAUAAUGAAACUUGUCAUAGCCUAGCUAUUGUGUCACAAGUCACUCUCAAAUGCAGUUUCGGGAAUUUGGUGGUAACUCAUGAUCAAGUGCCAGUGAUAUGCGAAGAACUGCAACUAAAGAACUGCUAAAUGCUGACAUUAGGAAUGUCCCCCACCUGAGAGAAACCCAGAUGUCCGGCUGCAUGAAUCGCUAACGGCAUUCUGCUCUGAUCUUUCCACUGUAACAAGCCGCACUGCAUACAGUACAGCAGGCUUUUCACCGCAUCAUAUUUCUCCUGUUGGUUUAAUUUAUUCGAGGCAGAAAAAUUAUUCGGCCACUGAUAUUUUAUGCAGAAUUUUGUUUUGAACUCUCAACAUACCUAGGAAGUUUUAUUACAGACUUGCUCUAUUAGACUAUUAUAUACAGUAUCUAUACUUACAUUAAUCUGGGGAACAGCCUUGGAAGCUGAUGUGAAUUUUGUAUUAUCCUCAUUAAAGUCUCCCAACAGCCAUUCUUUAAGAAGUAUUGCUGUGUUUUUUUACGUUAGCUAGGCUCUUGCCAAGAUAUUCAUCCUACUAGUAUUAAUCACUGAAUAAGAUGUUGGAACGUCCUUGAUUAACGCGUAGUGUGAUUAUAGUGCAAAUAUGAGUGGCAUGUUAAUGAAUCUUAAAAUGUUUUUAAUCUUAAUGACAAUGAAAAUGAGCCAUUAAAUUGUCUUUUAAAUGCUUAUAA